AAACGUCUCUCUCUCUCUCUCUCUCUCUCUCUCUCGCAACAGCCCCUCAAGUAUUAUUUCCUCACAUUUACUUCACAUAAAAGAAACAACCAUUUCACUUCAUACAUUGUCAUGUCUUCUCUCUCUCUCUCUCUCUCUCCCCCUCUCUGAUCAAUCUCAAGUCUCUGCAACUACUCUCCUCUAUUGUUCAUCAAAGCCCAUCUGAGAAGAACCCAGAUCAUCACAAGACUCCAGCCUGCAGCAAGCCCCUUUGAUCCUUGAUAAAUCCACCCUCACUAGUUGAUCAUAUAUAUCGUUCUUCAAUUGCCACUCCUUCAAGACCCUACCUGCUAGUAGAAUAUAUAUUAUCUAUAGCAAUAAAAGAAACGAGGAGGAGGAGGAGGAGGAGAAGAAGAAGAAGAAGUUUUAGAGGGGUCGUUUGGUUUGGAGAAGAUGGAGCUGUUUCCAGCACAACCAGACCUCUCUCUCCAAAUCAGCCCUCCAAACAGCAAACCCCCAUCAAGUUGGGGCAGCACUACUAGAGAAGAAGAGAAGGAUUUGGGUUUCUGGAAGAGAGCUUUCGACUCUAGAACCUGGUUCUCUUCAAUGGCGCAAAAACCCGACACGGGUUUCGACCUCUCGCUUUCCGAUCGGAGGGCAUCGGAAGCCAGCUCCGGCCAUUUCCAAUACCAGCUCCGCCACCAGCCACCGCAGCACCGCCUGUUACAGCCGCAGGGGCUGAGCCCGGAGCUCGGCUUAUUGAGACCCAUAAGAGGAAUUCCAGUGUACCAAGCUCAAAACCCUCCCCCUUUUCCCUUUGCUCAACAGUCUCUGGAUAAUUCUAUAUCCUCCUGUACACUCGCUCUCAUAGGUACGUGCAACAGCUCACAAACGCAAGCACAGUCUCAAGGGACGGCGAGAUCGAGGUUCUUGUCAAGGUUUCCAGCCAAGCGCAGCAUGAGAGCACCCCGGAUGCGGUGGACUACCACUCUCCAUGCCCGGUUUGUUCACGCUGUUGAGCUCCUGGGCGGCCAUGAAAGAGCUACGCCUAAAUUAGUCCUCGAGCUCAUGGAUGUUAAAGAUCUCACCUUGGCGCAUGUCAAAUCUCAUUUACAGAUGUAUCGCACAGUGAAGACAACCGAUAGAGCAGCAUUUUCUUCAGGACAAUCAGAAGUAUAUGAAAAUGGUUCUUCUGGAGAUACUUCUGACGAUGUAGUGUUCGACACUCAGAACCCUCGAAGGUCUGAACUAUCAAUUCAGCAGGGAAGGCUAAAUUUUCAUAAAGAUAAGGAUUAUUGUGGCCUUUGGAGCAACUCUUCAAGCAGGGAAGCUUGGUUGCUUGGAAAAGGAAGGGAAGGUGGAGAGCACAUAAAAUCUCUUGAGAAGGAGAUGGAUCCAAACUGCUUAAGCUAUGAGAGAAUAUCAGAUGGAUGCUCUUCAAACUUUUCAGAAUCAAGCCCCGAGAAGCCCAAUUUGGAGUUCACCUUGGGUACACCACAGUGACACACAUACAUAUGUGUGUCUGUGUUUGUGUGUGUGUGUGUGUGUAUUUGUGUGUGCGCGCGCGCGCAUGUGUGUAUCUAUACUGGUGGGUAUUAUUACUCAUUUUGAAAUCAUUAAAAAUCUCUGGAGGGGGAGGGGAGGGGGGUGUUGCUGGUCAUGAAGAGAAUCAGUCACCCACUUGGAAAUCAGAGUUCAAAGAAAGGAAAGGAAAAGAAAAGGAAAGAAGGAAAAGGAAAAGAGAGCUAAAGAAAGACAAGGAAACAAGAAAGACAGAAAGCAACAAAAGGAAAAGGGUGAAAAAGCAUGUCCUUCCUAUCAAGCUGUGAGAUCCAUCUCAGUUUGUUAUAAUAUUAAUUAAUUGUUCCUGCUAAAUAUAUAUGAAAUCUAAUUGAUUUUGUA
Diospyros lotus (date-plum) is the source of this 1881-nucleotide messenger RNA. Its product is annotated as probable transcription factor KAN2. Gene Ontology annotation, biological process: regulation of DNA-templated transcription; abaxial cell fate specification. Gene Ontology annotation, molecular function: transcription cis-regulatory region binding. The coding region runs from base 433 to 1482 and encodes 349 amino acids. The record is from RefSeq and is a predicted model, not a curated record. The transcript is spliced from 6 exons. Lineage: Eukaryota; Viridiplantae; Streptophyta; Magnoliopsida; Ericales; Ebenaceae. Gene Ontology annotation, cellular component: nucleus.